GGCUCAGAAUUAAUGGUACACCUCACUAACUUUCAGUUCACAGCAAAAUGAAUGGCCACGAGAAAGCAGUAAUAAUAUGAAUGGUUGAAAUCCAAAUUCCAUAAUCAGUUAGCCCCACUUCAGAAUUCCUCUCAGCUCAAUCUCUGCAAAGUUAUUUCCUUUCAACUCUUUACUCUUCAAGGUAUGCUCUUCUAAAUUCUUGAGACUGAUAAAUGAGCUACUGCUUCAGUUUCCUUUCCUUUCCUCUGUUUUAUCUUUGAAAAAUCAAGAAUUUUUUAGGGGUUUACUUGAUCAUCAAUGUUUGGUUAAAUUCUGAAUUUUGGGGUUUUGUUGGUUGAUUUUUCUAAACAAAAUGCCUUAUCUGAAUGUCUGGUCUUCAAGGAGUAAUUCUAGUAUGUUACCUCAUAUGGAAUUAGAGUUGGCUUCAUCUUCUAGUUCAGUUUUUACAAGACUAAGAACUGAAAGUUGGAUUCUUGCAUACUCUUUAUCACAUAAUUCAAGCUUUGAUCAUGUAUCAAGAAGUGUUAUUUAUCCAAAGAAUAAGACUAAGUUCAAAAAACAAGAAGGAUUCUUUCCUUUUCGCCGCGGAAAGAAGGAUUCUUUUGGCCCAUCUUUUGCAUUGACGCAGGCCUCUGAAGAGCAAGCUAUUGAUUGUGAUGUAAUAAAACAAAGUUCACAAUCUUUCACUAGAGGGGAAGGUGGGGUUGAGGGUUUCAGUUGUGUUCAAUUGGAGGAAAAGAGGGUCUUGACUCAUAAUUAUGAUGAUGGUGAUUGUGAUGUUAAAAGUGAGGAGGAAGAGGUAGGGAGAGUAAAAGGCGAGAAGGUGGACGUUCGAGCUCUAGCACAGAGCUUGCACUUUGUCAAAACUGCUGAUGAGGUAGAUGAAGUUCUCAAAGAUAAGUUAGAGUUGCCCCUUCAAGUUUACUCAUCUAUGAUUAGAGGUUUUGGCAAGGAUAAGAAGUUACACUCUGCAAUGGCACUCGUCAAGUGGUUGAGGAGGAGGAGCAAGGAUAACAUCGGUUCCAUUACCUUAAAUGUGUUCAUUUAUAACAGUCUAUUAGGCGCCAUAAAGGAGGCGGGGAAGUAUGAAUUUGUUGAUAAAGUGUUGGAUGAUAUGGUAUCGGAAGGAGUGGAUCCUAAUGUUGUGACUUAUAAUACUCUGAUGAGAAUUUACAUAGAACAAGGUCGGGAACUUGAAGCUCUCAAUCUUUUCAAAGAGAUGUCAAAGAAGGGACUCUUUCCUAGUCCUGCAACUUAUUCCACUGCCUUGUUUGCUUAUCGGAGACUUGAAGAUGGGCUUGGCGCUAUAGCUUUUUUUGUCGAGACAAGAGAGAAAUAUCAAAACGGUGAAAUAGGAAAUAUUGAGGAAGAAAACUGGGGGUACGAAUUUCCCAAGCUUGAGAAUUUCACAAUUAGAAUUUGCUACCAGGUGAUGCGGCAAUGGCUGGUAAAGGGCGAAAACUCAAGCACCAAUGUUCCGAAACUACUAGCAGAUAUGGAUAAGGCUAGGCUCCAACCUAGUUGUGCAGAAUAUGAACGCCUCGUGUGGGCGUGUACCCGUGAAGAACAUUAUGUUGUAGCAAAAGAACUGUAUAAUAGGAUAAGAGAGAGGGAUACAGAGAUUAGCUUAUCCGUCUGCAACCACAUCAUUUGGUUGAUGGGUAAGGCGAAGAAAUGGUGGGCAGCUCUCGAAAUUUAUGAGGAUUUGUUGGACAAGGGGCCAAAACCAAACAACAUGUCAUAUGAACUGAUAGUUUCUCAUUUUAACAUACUAUUGAACGCGGCCAAAAAAAGAGGUAUUUGGAGAUGGGGUGUUAGGUUGCUGAAUAAGAUGGAAGAGAAGGGGCUUAAACCAAGCAGUAGGGAAUGGAACGCAGUGCUUGUCGCCUGUUCCAAGGCUUCAGAAACAUCCGCUGCAGUACAGAUUUUUAGGAGAAUGGUAGAAAAAGGUGAAAAACCAACAGUUAUCUCCUAUGGAGCAUUGCUCAGUGCUCUAGAGAAAGGCAAGCUCUACGAUGAGGCCCUUCAGGUUUGGAAACAUAUGAUCAAAAUGGGAGUUGAGCCGAAUUUGUAUGCCUAUACUAUUAUGGCAUCAAUUUACACUGCCCAAGGGAAAUUUAACAUAGUUGAUUCAAUCAUCAAGGAGAUGGUUUUCACUGGAGUUGAGCCUACAGUUGUCACGUUCAAUGCUAUCAUCAGCGGAUGUGCUCGAAAUGGUAUGGGAAGUGUUGCGUACGAGUGGUUCCAUCGUAUGCAAACUCAAAACAUAACCCCUAACGAAGUUAGCUAUGAGAUGCUAAUUGAGGCACUCACGAAUGAUGGCAAGCCGAGGCUGGCAUAUGAGUUGUAUAUGAAGGCUCUAAAUGAAGGCCUAUGUCUUUCUUCAAAGGCUUAUGAUGCAGUCAUAUCGUCUACACAAGCAUAUGGUGCGAGUAUUGAUCUAAGCAUUCUCGGCCCGCGUCCACCAGAAAAAAAGAAGAGAGUUCAAAUCAGGAAAAACUUGUCAGAAUUCUGUAAUAUAGCUGAUGUUCCUAGAAGAAGCAGACACUUUGACAGGGAAGAAAUUUUUACUGCUCAGACAAAAGGAAAAUGAUAAGCCCAACAUUAUAUUGCUAAUAUGUGUAGGAUCUGCUCCUAAAAACAAAGGUAUACAACUCAUUGUUUAUAUGUUUGCUGCUUUCCACAAAGAGUACUAUAUGCUUCAUCUUGUGCAAAGCUACAUAGUAAGAUAACUCUGAUUGACUUUAGAUGCAAAGUCAGGCCUUUUUCAUUUACCUUUUCACCUCGUAGAAUUUCCUGGAUUCAGGCAUUCAGCUUUUAUCUGGCACUUCCCAUAUAUAAAUCCAUUAUAAUACAAUACCUCCCUUUUGAGAAAGGGCCCAACAGCCUCUUUUUGUCUUCUUGAGCCGAGGGUCUUUCGGAAACAGCCUCUCUGUCCCUCGGGAUAGGGGUAAGGUCUACAUACACACUACUCUCCCCAGACCCCACUAGUGGGAUUUUACUGGGUCGUUGUUGUUGGCCCAACUCUUAUCUAAAGAAGGAGGUGGAAGCCAGGAAAGUGUCAUUCUUGAUCCACUAAUAUUGUUCCUUUGUACUGAAAAAGUUGUAAUGAAAGUUGAAAACUUUACAGUGUUUUUGAGU
This is a messenger RNA of Nicotiana tabacum (common tobacco), 3141 nucleotides long. RefSeq lists its product as uncharacterized. Gene Ontology annotation, molecular function: protein binding. NCBI's taxonomy places the organism in Eukaryota, Viridiplantae, Streptophyta, Magnoliopsida, Solanales, Solanaceae. The record is from RefSeq and is a predicted model, not a curated record.